Molecule: messenger RNA, 2845 nt
Organism: Cuscuta europaea
Lineage: Eukaryota; Viridiplantae; Streptophyta; Magnoliopsida; Solanales; Convolvulaceae
Source: the annotation of a GenBank genome assembly
UUUAUGGUGUUUGAGCAUCUCUCUUGUUGUUGAAGCGUCAUUCACAACGGACUUUUGUUUGUUUCUUUUGCCUCUGCUCUUUUUCUCUUAGAAAUAUCCCACAGCCCGUCCAAAAUACCUCUACAAACGCAGAUCUGUCUGCUUUAGCGUACUUAAGCACCGCCCUUGUGUACCGCUCAUUAGUAGUCUUCAUUUUUUGUUUUUUUCUCUGUGCAAGAACUAAAAUAUUAUCUUUGCAUUUUCCUUUGGCUUCUUCUUUCCCAGUUGUACUUAAUUUAGCAGUUCUCUCGUCUGUAAAACAACAGAUGGAAGUAGCAAAGGCUGUGUAGUGUGGUGGGGUUGUCUUUAUGCUCUCAGAUCUGGAAGUUUGGGGAAGUUAAGACAGAGCUUCUUUUUUCACCAUCAUUGCUUUAAACUUCAUUAACAGAGAAAGAGCCCACUUUACACUUCAAGCUUUUUGGAACUUCAAAGAAGAUAUAUAUUAUUAGCUUUUCUUGAGGAACCCAUCACCCAUAUUUAUUACACUACUGUGUAUAUCUGGUGUGUGAGAUAAUUGAAGAAAUGUUGACCCUUGAGAGUAGUUGCACUACUCUGCUCAGAGAACUCCAGCAACUGUGGGAUGAAAUUGGUGAGAAUGAGGCUGAUAAAGACCAAAUGUUGAUGGAGCUGGAAAAUGAUUGCUUAGAAAUAUACAGAAGAAAAGUUGAUGAAACUGCCAAUGCCAAAGCAUGCCUUCACCAAUCCGUUGCAGCCAAAGAAGCAGAACUUGCUACCCUAAUGGCAACUCUUGGUGAACUCACUAUCAACUCACCGAUACAGUCAGAAAAGAAGAUGGCAAUGGCACUGAAGGAGCAACUAGCAGCAAUCACACCGAUAGUUGAAGAUUUGAAAGUAAAGAAAGAGAAGAGGAUAAAGCAAUUCACAGAUAUAAAGGCACAAAUUGAGAAGAUAAGUGGUGAGAUUUCAGGAUAUGGCCAUAAUGUAAUCAAUGGGGUGAAAUCUUCUUUGACUCUAGACGAAGAAAACGAUUUGUCGUUGAGAAGGCUCUCUGAACACCAAACCAGCCUUCAUGCUCUUCAGGAGGAGAAGUCUGAGCGGAUUCAGAAAGUGUUAGAGUUUGUAAAUGUAGUCCAUGCCUUGUGUGCUACUCUUGGGCUAAAUUUUGGUGAAACCGUGAGUAUUGUGGAUCCAAGCCUACAUGAUGCUAGGGUGGGACAGUCCACAAAUAUCAGCAAUAGCACAUUAGAGGGUCUAGAGAAGACAAUUACCAGGUUGAAAUCAGAAAGAAAAGAGCGUUUCUUGAAGCUGAAGGACAUUUGUAGCUCACUAUUUGAGCUCUGGAACUUAAUGGACACACCAAGAGAAGAGAAGGCUUACUUUUUAAAGGUUACCUCUGUUCUUGAUUUUCCUGAGUUCGAAGAAAUCAAGCAUCCCGGCGCUCUUUCAUUGGAAAUCAUUGAACAGGUAUCAUUGGAAGUCGAGAGGUUGACUGAACUAAAGGCAAGCAGAAUGAAAGAGUUGGUUAUGAAAAAGAGAUCGGAGUUAGAGGAUAUAUGCAAGAAGAGCCAUAUUGAGCCUGACCCAAGCACGGCUAGAGAUAAAUCAUGUGCAAUGAUCGACUCUGGUCUUGUGGAUCCUUGUGAGCUAUUGGCGAACAUCGAAUCCCAAAUUCAUAAAGCUAAGGGUGAAGCAUUGAGCCGAAAAGAAAUCACGGACAGGAUUGAACGGUGGCUGUCUGCCUGUGAAGAGGAAAACUGGCUGGAAGACUAUAACCAUGACCAAAGCCGUUACAGUGGUGGACGAGGUGCUCACAUAAACUUAAAGCGGGCUGAACGUGCUCGAAUCACUGUAAAUAAGAUCCCAGGUAUGGUUGACAGUCUGAUUAGCAAGACUCAUGCAUGGGAAGAUCAUGCGAAGAAGUUUUUUCUUUAUGAUGGGGCACGUUUGGUGUCAGUAUUGCAAGAUUAUAAAAUGACCCGUCAACAGAAAGAAGUGGAGAAAAGACGUGCAAGGGACCAAAAGAAAGUGCUUGAUCUACUGCUCACAGAAAAGGAAGCAAUCUAUGGUUCAAAACCUAGCCCAAGAAGCAAUAGCUAUAGGAAGACAACAAAUGGAGGACUUCAUGCUACUAUUAAUGGAGCAGCAGUAACUCCAUCACCACGGAGGAGUUCUGCUGGCUAUCAAACUCCCGACCAGAUGUCAACACCACGCUCGUAUUCCGGGAGACAGGACAGAUAUUUCAGGAGGCUCUCAACGGUCCCACUGAAUUUCGUGGCGAUAGCAAAGGAGGACAUGGCUUCUUUUUCAUCAGUUUCUGGUUCAGAACCUGAGUCUCCCCUUCGAACAUGAAUGGUUCAAUCCGAGCCGGGUAUGAUAGAAGUUAACUUCCAGUUGGGUCCCACUAAUGUAGGAUGUGAAUAUAGGGAAGGGAAGAUGGCAACUUGCACAUGAAUUUGAUAUGAAAAGUGGUGGGUAGCAUAUGUAUUAAUUACUACUUAGUAGCCUAGGGAAGAAUCAAUUGUUGAGUAUGGGAAUAGAAUACAAAUGAGAAUGAUGAUAUUCCUUUGACCUUUUGGGAUGUAGCCUGUUGUGUUGUUGUAUGUAGGUGGUGAUGGGGUGCCCUUAGAAAUUUGCACUCAUAAUUUCUUUGACUGGAUUCAGCUUAUACCCUUUUGUCGUUGCGUGAACCAUUUCUUCCUGUCUCUCGGAAAAGAUAACAGCCGUCGCCUUCAUGUGUUUUUUCGCUUUAUACUCUUCUCGGAGCCAUGUGAUUUUAUUUUGUAAAUAAGUGUAAUUAUUGUUAUGUUUUUAAAUACUGCUAAUUGUUAAUAACAUUUUAAGUUCA